AGAGGUUGUGUUUACUUCCGGAGUAGCUUCCUCUGGAUGAAACCUCAUGUUGCUAACGGCCAAAAAGAUGUUUUUGAAAACUAUUUACUUUAAAUUUAGAUUUUAGAGUUGCUGCAACUCGAAAAAAAGGGUUUACUCAUGACGAACAAGAAUGGCGAAGUAGAGUGGGUUGAGACAACUGAGGAGGUUGUUGAAACUGACGAGUGCCUCUCCCUGAAGGACAGCACCGCUGCAGUGGUAGCUGAUUUACAGUCGACUGAAACAUCACUCGAGAAACUGUUGAACACUGUGGGGCAAGGAGAAAGCACCGAGGGUCAUGAUGGCUUCUGUUGUGAGGAGUGUCUGCCUCUCUUUCAGGAUCAGAGUAAUCCUGAUCACAUUAAUGGGCCAUCAUUUGUUCUCGACUUUCCAACAACCAUGGGUGUCUCACAACGAGCUCUCCUCACUUUACCCUUUGGCCUCAUGAUAGGCAGAUCUAGUAUUCCCAGUGCAGGAGUAGGGGUAAUAAAUCAAGGACCAGGGCUGUCUCCAGGAAUGCAUUUUGGACCAUAUGAGGGGAACGUAACAACGAAAGAAAAUGCCAUGACUAGUGACUUUUGCUGGGAGAUUCACAAAGGAGAAGACCAGUAUGAGUACGUAGAUGCCACCAACGACUCUUAUUCAAACUGGAUGAGGUAUGUGAACUUUGCUCGCAACAAGGACGAGGCCAACCUGUUGGCAGUCCAGUACAAAGGCAGCAUCCUGUUCCACUGCUGCCGUGCCGUACCGACGGGAGAUGAGCUCACAGUAUGGCCCAGCAGCCAACUGCUCGCCCAUCUCAGCAGAGAUUGGACGGAGAUGUUGUCUUUAAAGAUGAACAUAACAGAGAGCAGUGAGUCUUCGUCGUCCCCAAUUUUCCUGUGCCCCAACUGUCUUCUCUCAUUCACUACGGAGAGCUUCCUCCUCCGCCAUAUAGAACACUUUCACUCGCAGCCUAAAGCAGAUGAGGCAGGCGGUGAGGAAAACCACGCUUCUGAAGACGACCCUUCCCCGUCUCUUGUGAUGCUUGUCGAUCCAGUUAAAUCCAAAACGUGCGAUGAUUGUGGGAAAGUUUUUAAACAAGUCCCCCACCUCAGGAGGCACAAGCUGUGCGUGCACUCCAACAAGCGGCCUUACUGUUGCUUGCAUUGCAGGAGAAGUUUCAGCCAGGCGUCCGGUUUGCUCAGACACCAAAGUGUUCAUAGAAAACAGGGUUUUGGAAAACCUGCAGUCUCGAACAAAUUGGUCUCUGCAGCAGAGAGCUCACCACUGAAAGGAGAACUUUCAAACACGGCUGCAGCAGCUAUGUCUGAGGAGAUAAAAGAAAUCAACUCAACUGAGGAUCCCCAAGUGAAUGUGGAUGUUGGUGGCGAUGAGAAGACACUUGCUGGGGAAGCAGCAACACACCAGCUGGAUUGUUCAGUUUGUGGGAAGAGCUUCACAAGUGAAGCACACUUCAAGAAGCACAAGGCAACUGUUCAUGAGAAUUUACGCCCUUAUGUCUGUUCUGUGUGCCAAAAAUGCUUCAGCCAGUACAACGACCUGCACAGACACCUGCAAAGUCACCGAAAGCAAAACAGACCUGGAAAGAAAAUGACUGAGGAUUCAGAGGACGCUGCCACAAUGCCAUUUAGCUGUGGCGAGUGUACAGUGGCUUUCUCUACUGUGGACGCCCUGCAGCAGCACAUAAAUGAGCUGCACUCCGAGGAGUUGGCUGCUGAAAGUCAAGAAAGCAGUUUAGCUCCUACUGCAGAAACCAAAGACCCCACCUUAAACCUUGCCUCUCUGAGGCCUCAGCGGCUCAAAGCCAGGUCUAAAGUAUCUGCCGUCACCAAGCUUGUAGCACCUAAAUGCAAAGCAAACGCUCAGCCAGAGGCCUCUGCAGUCAGAAAUACAAAAAUAAUGAAAUACAAUUGGUUUAGCUGCAAUCACUGCAAACAAACAUAUGGAAACCCAGAUGAUCUUAAAGCACAUAAGUGCACUUUAAAGCCAUUGAAGUGUGGUCAGUGUGGCGCUGCUUUUGGUAAGUCUAGUCUGCUCAGGAGACAUAAGCAGAUGGAGCAUGGAAGAGUGAAAUCUUUCUGUUGUGACUCCUGUGAUAAAGGCUUCUCUACGUCUGCAAAGCUUAAACAGCAUCAGAAAAACAAAUCUUGUCAGAAGUACCAUUGCACCUCCGAGCUUUUCUCUUGCUCCUUCUGCCAGUUCUCCUUCACCAUGAAGAGUUAUCUAAUCAAACACAUCAAGAGGCACCACCCCAUGGAGUUUGUGUCACGCUGCCCAUCAGACAGCUUGAUGGACCCACUGGAGGAGAAAGAGGGGGAGUACAUGUGCUCGGACUGUGGGACACAUUGCAUGGACGCAGAAUCUCUCAGAUCUCAUACGUGCAUCAGGCAGCUGAAGGUUCUGUAUUUGUGCAACGACUGCGGGAAGAGCUUCACCAACCACUACGGUCUGAAGCAGCACCAGCGCAUUCACACGGGCGAGAAGCCUUACAGCUGCAUCCACUGCAGCAAGAGCUUCUCCUAUGUGGGCCAGCUGAACGUGCACCUCAGGACUCACACCGGGGAGAAACCCUACCUGUGCACCCACUGCGGCGAGAGCUUCCGCCAGUCGGGAGAUCUGAAGAGACACGAGAGGAAGCACACGGGCGUGAGGCCGCACAUCUGCAGCGAGUGCAGCAAGAGCUUCAGCCGCCCGCAGAGCCUGAAAGCUCAUCUGCUGCUUCAUCAGGGACAGAGACUGUUCAAAUGCAGCCAGUGUGGGAAGAGCUUUUCCAGAAACUAUCAUCUCAGAAGGCACCAUCAGAAGGUGCACACAUAGACAGAACACAUUAUACGGACUGUCAUUACUUUGAAAGAGCUCAAAUUACCCCAGGUAAAUCACUUGAUAGAUGGCUGUAUUUAGGAGUCUAAAUAAACCUUUGCAAAGGUCAUUUUAGAAGCUUAAUGUUAGCCUGUUUUUAUUUCUUCCUAAAACCUGUUAUUAUGUGGGUUGGUGAUAAAGGUGUUAAUAGAAAACACAGUAGUGUCAAAAUUUAUACCAUCUUCCUGUUGAUUUGUGAUGAACGUGAAGAAUUUGGAAAAAGCUCCCCUUCAUUAUGCCAUCCACUUUGUGCAAACCAUUUCUUCUCAUUACAGCAAAACAUCCCCACAGCAUGAUGCUGCUGCCACCAUGUUUUAUAGUUAGCACAGUGUUCCAAAGCCUCACCCCUGCUCCUACAAAUAAACGUAAUCUUUAAACGGUAAA
Messenger RNA from Girardinichthys multiradiatus, 3264 nucleotides. It is a transcript of the gene prdm9, whose product is annotated as PR domain containing 9. The record is from RefSeq and is a predicted model, not a curated record. The transcript is spliced from 7 exons. Gene Ontology annotation, molecular function: protein binding. Lineage: Eukaryota; Metazoa; Chordata; Actinopteri; Cyprinodontiformes; Goodeidae. Gene Ontology annotation, cellular component: nucleus. The coding region runs from base 139 to 2838 and encodes 899 amino acids.